Fusarium coffeatum is the source of this 882-nucleotide messenger RNA. RefSeq lists its product as uncharacterized. The record is from RefSeq and is a predicted model, not a curated record. Lineage: Eukaryota; Fungi; Ascomycota; Sordariomycetes; Hypocreales; Nectriaceae. The transcript has 3 exons. Gene Ontology annotation, cellular component: endoplasmic reticulum; plasma membrane. Bases 1 to 882 code for a protein of 293 amino acids.
AUGGAGGCUUUCAAGACUCACGGAGGCGUUGCCCCCAUUCCCACCGUUGUCCCUGAGCCAACCCACUACGAAACAAUCGGCCACAAUGGCGUCCGCGCUCUAUGGGUUCUCUUCGUCGCCAUGACCAUCGUAUCCGCCAUCUUCGCCCUUCUAUCCUGGAACGUCGCCGUCCAGCGUCGCAUCUUCUACGUCCUCUCCACCUUGACCACCAUCAUCUCUGCACUGGCCUACUUCGCCAUGGCUUCUGGUCAGACUUCGUACUUCAACUGCGCCAGUGUACGAGAUCACCACAAGCACGUCCCCGAUACGCACCACGAUGUCUGUCGUCAGGUCUUUUGGGCGCGCUAUGUUGAUUGGGCGAUUGCUACGCCUUUGCUUGUCGUGGAGCUUUGUCUGCUUGCUGGUGUUGAUGGUGCGCAUACCAUCAUGGCCGUCAUUGCUAAUGUUAUCUUUGUCCUUGCUGGUGCUUUCUCUGCUGUUGGCCACGCCAACACUGCGCAGAAGUGGGGAUGGUAUGCUAUCAGUGUUAUCGCCUUUGUCUUCACCGUCUGGCAUGUCGCUGUUCCUGGCACCCGAACUGCUCGUGCUCGGGGUACCAAGAUUUCCCGACUGUUUGGCUCUCUCUCCAUCGCUACCCUCAUCCUCUGGGUUGUCUACCUUGUUGUCUGGGGUGCUGCUGGUGGCGCCUGGAAGGUCAAGGUCGGCACCGAGGUCGUCAUCUACGCCGUCCUCGAUGUCCUCACCAAGGCUGUUCUCGGUCUCUGGAUCAUCACCGCUACCCGCCAAAACCGCGAAACCACACCCGAGAUUGGUGGCUACUGGGCCAACGGUGCCGGCGCUGAGGGUACCAUCCGUGUCGGCGAUGACGAUGAGGGUGCUUAA